This is a messenger RNA of Vitis vinifera (wine grape), 492 nucleotides long. Its product is annotated as ethylene-responsive transcription factor ERF016. The transcript has a single exon. Gene Ontology annotation, molecular function: DNA binding; DNA-binding transcription factor activity. Gene Ontology annotation, biological process: regulation of DNA-templated transcription. Lineage: Eukaryota; Viridiplantae; Streptophyta; Magnoliopsida; Vitales; Vitaceae. The record is from RefSeq and is a predicted model, not a curated record. Bases 1 to 453 code for a protein of 150 amino acids.
AUGGUGAGACCAUCGGCGAGAAGAGACGGCGACCGCAACGACGUUGGCGGGCGUUACAAGGGCGUGAGGAUGAGAAAGUGGGGGAGCUGGGUGGCGGAGGUUCGGCAGCCAAACAGCAGAGACAGAAUCUGGCUAGGAUCGUACGGAAAGCCGGAGGAGGCCGCCAGAGCAUACGACGCCGCCGUGCUUUGCUUGCGUGGCUCGUCUGCAAUUCUCAAUUUUCCUUCAACCCCACCGGAUAUUCCCAACGCUGCUGAUCUAUCGCCGCCAGAAAUUCAGGUCGCUGCGUCUAAACACGCUCGCAAGGCGCCGGAGGAGUGUGAAGGACCAGAGUUGAAAACGCCGGUCCAGCCUGAGCAAUCGGCGGCAGGUCCAGUUCCAAAUGAGUUGAAGUUUUCGAUGCUUUUUGGGGAAUCAUCAGACAUGCAUGGAUAUUCAGAAUGGACCUUUUAAAGAUUUUACUUAUCUAAAUAAAUCAUCUGUUGCAGGAAA